This is a messenger RNA of Lindgomyces ingoldianus, 1207 nucleotides long. Its product is annotated as alpha/beta-hydrolase. The record is from RefSeq and is a predicted model, not a curated record. Lineage: Eukaryota; Fungi; Ascomycota; Dothideomycetes; Pleosporales; Lindgomycetaceae. The transcript has 3 exons. The coding region runs from base 310 to 1056 and encodes 248 amino acids.
ACGUAUUAGCCCCCUUCUAGUAUCCGCCUUCCCUGUUUUGGUAUUUAGGGCGAAUACAAACCCAGGGAAGACAAGAAUGGUGCUGACGCGGGCUGUGCUUCCUGGUUGUCAGCAUCGUGAAUAUAUAUCGUAACGAGAGCUACUUUCCUACCCCGACUUCUGAUCUUGAAGACCGAAGGGACUUCACCCCUGCUAGGCGAACCUUGGAAGAUUUGAUGUGUACUUGCUUGGACAGCUUGUUAAGACUUUACUGUGCCUUCGACAGCCUCAGACGUUUGCAAAAGCCCUUACAUCCUACAGCCGAUUACCAUGUCGAAGCCAGUCAUCGUUGUUAUCCCAGGCGCUUGGCAUACCCCAGCAGUCUUCGAACCCGUGAAGAGGAAGCUCGAAAGCGACCAUAGCUACACAGUUCUUUCCAGCAAGUUGCCCUCUGUUGGCAGUAACCCUCCUCCCGAGGAUCUUUCCAAGGACGUCGAAACAUUGCGCAAGCUCGUGACUGAGGCGAUUGGGAACGGCAAUGAUGUAGUCGUUGUGCCCCACAGCUGGAGUGGGAUUGUGGCAGGCAGCGCUCUGACAGGCAUGGGAAAGAAGCAACGAGAAGAGAAUGGUGAGAAGGGAGGUGUAACGCGGAUUGCGUUCAUGUGUAGCUUCAUUGCUCCAAAGGGCGUGAGUCUACUGGACGCUAUUCAGCAUGUGAUCCCAGAUUGGUGGGAGGUUAAGGAACCUCACACAUUCGCCAAAGACGCUGAAAUUUUCUACAACGACCUCCCGGUAUCUGAGCAGCAGCACUGGAUGUCCCUUCUCGAAUCCCAUGCGUUUGCAACCAAGAAGGCCAAAGCAACUGCGAACGCUUGGAUGGAGAUCCCGAACUCAUAUCUGAUGUGCGAGAAUGACAAUGCGAUUCCGAUUUUCGCACAAGAGCUGAUGGUCAACCAGGCCAAGCGCAUGGGUGCCGAGUUCGAAGUAGAGAGGAUCAAGUCCAGCCACAGCCCAUUCUUAUCUCAGCCGGAUAGGGUCGUGGAGUUCAUCCGUCGUGCUGCUGGGGAGAAGAUUUGAUUUAGAUGACGGAGAGUGAAUGGUUCGAGGAGCGGUCCUCUGGCCGAACCGAGUCUUCAAAGUGUCUCUCGACAGGGAAAAUGCGGAUUACAUGAGCCUUGCCUCUAGAUACGUAUAUAGGAACACCCUCCCAUACAUCUAACACAACCAC